Molecule: messenger RNA, 1140 nt
Organism: Panicum hallii
Lineage: Eukaryota; Viridiplantae; Streptophyta; Magnoliopsida; Poales; Poaceae
Product: lysine-rich arabinogalactan protein 19-like
Exons: 1
Coding region: 114-779 (221 amino acids)
Source: RefSeq, a predicted model, not a curated record
UAAAAUCAAACUCGCACCGCCACCAACCAAGACCAAACCCCACCUCCGCUUCGCCGCAGAUCUGCUCUGCUUCGCUUCGGCCGCCGCCCUCGCUUCCGCCGUCUCAGACUACCAUGGCGCCGGCAUUGCCCCGCGCCGCCCUCCUCCUCCUCCUCCCGCUCCUCCUCGCCUCCGCCGCGCGCUCCCAGGACGAGGCCGCCGGCCCCGUCUCCGCCGCAUCCGCCUCCACGCCCGCUGCCUCCCCUAUCCCCCGCGACUCCGUCGCCGACACCGAAUCCGCGCUCUCGCCAAUCUCCCAGCCCCCUACAGCCUCCGCUGCCGCGGCAGACUCCCCCUCCGCUGCCGUAGCAGCCGCGAACUCAUCACCUCCGGCUCCGCCAGAGACCUCCCCCGUCGCGGCUCCCUCCGACUCGCCGGCGCAGGCGCCGUCCUCCCCGCCACCCACGCACACGCAUUUCGCUGCUCCAGCGCCCGCGCCCGCCGCCGACAAGGAUGCUGACGGCGAAAAGGACGAGGACGACGACCGCAAGCCCGCCCCCGCGCCCGCCCCGGCGGCGCAGGAGAUUAAGGCCUCGAGCGCCGCCGCGGAGCAGGCCGGUGGCGCUGAUGAUGGCGAGGUUCACGAGGAGAUGAACGGCGGCAAGAAGGCCGGCGUGGUGGUGGGCGCCUUCACGGCGGCCGCGGUCGUCGGGCUGGGAUGCUUCGUGUGGAGGAAGCGCCGGGCCAACAUCCGCCGCGCCAGGUACGCCGACUACGCCGCGCGCCUCGAGCUCGUCUGAUGGAUUAUUCAUGGAUCAUCUUCCGCUUCCGCUUCCGCUUCACCACAUGUGGAUGUGGAUGGGGAUGGGAUAUUGGGAUGGGAUCGGAUCAUACAUACACGCAUACUGGUAGCUACUACUAGCAGGGUACAAUACGCACUUGCAUACUCAGUACUGAACACAAGACGCAUCCGUUGUUGGUGUGAUGUGUCCGCGCGCGUUCUUUCUUCAUCGAUCGGUCGGUCUGAUGGAUUGUUUCUUGUUCCUUCCAUUCUAUUGGUGUGGUGUGUGUAACCAUUCUUUGUUGUUGAUGACAUAAAUAAUCCGAUACAUAUUACUGAUACAUGGAUGCAGACGAGGAGGAUACAUACAUUUUUGCACA